AUUAAAUCAAGAUUUGUAGCCAAAAAGAAAAAGAAAAAGAGUGAUACGGGGAAAAAAGAAACAAGGAUGAAAGUGGCACAAGUAUUACACAUGAAUGGAGGAAUCGGAGAAACAAGUUAUGCAAAUAACUCCAUACUCCAGAAAAAGGUUCUUUCUUUGACAAAAGAAAUGAGAGAUGAAGCCAUAAAGAACCUUUGCUGCAUAACAUUCCCAAAAAGACUAGGAAUUGCGGAUUUAGGUUGUUCUUCUGGACCGAACACUUUGUUUGUGAUAUCUGAAGUUAUCAAAUUGGUUGAGAAACUUUGCAAAGAACAGAACCAUGAAUCUCCAGAAUAUCAAGUCUUUUUGAAUGAUCUUCCAGGGAAUGAUUUCAACAAUAUUUUUAAGUCACUUGAUAAAUUCAAAGAGAAACUAAAUGAUGAAUUUGAAGGUGGCAAUGGUCCUGCAUGUUUUUUCAAUGGUGUUCCUAGUUCUUUUUAUGGAAGGAUUUUUCCAACUAAAUCUCUUCAUUUUAUUCAUUCAUCUUAUAGCCUUCAAUGGCUAUCUCAGGUUCCUAAAGGUGUGGAGAACAAUAAGGGUAAUAUUUACAUGGCUAAUACAAGCCCUGAAAAUGUGCUCAAGGCUUACUAUGAGCAAUUCCAAAGAGAUUUCUCAUUGUUUCUCAAGUGUCGUGCGGAAGAACUUGUUGAAAGGGGUCGUAUGGUUUUGACAAUUUUGGGAAGAAAAAGUGACCAUAAAUAUAGCAAAGAGUGUUGCUAUAUAUGGGAGCUUCUUGCUGUUGCUCUUAAUGAGAUGGUCUUGGAGGGAAUCAUAAUGGAGGAGCAAAUGGACACUUUCAACAUUCCUCAAUACACACCAUCUCCAUCAGAAGUAAGACUAGAGGUUUUGAGAGAAGGGUCAUUCACUAUUGAUUGCUUGGAGGUAACAACAGUACAUUGGAAUGCUUAUGAUGAUUUUAAUGAUAUUGAUUUUGAAAGUGAUGAUUUGUCUAAACCAUUCAUUGAUGGGGCAUACAAUGUCACAAAUUGCAUGAGGGCCGUGGCUGAACCUUUGUUGGCAAGUCACUUUGGAGAAGCUAUUAUUGAAGAAGUUUUCGGAAGAUACUUAGAAAUUUUAGCUGAUAGAAUGUCUAAGGAGAAAACUGAAUUCAUUAAUGUAAGUAUAUCAAUGACCAAAAAGGUAUGAGCUAGCUAUAGUAAGGUAGGGCGGUUCGUUUGAAUUGCUCAACUGCCCCUUAGCUCGGUUCUCGUGACACGCUAUGGGACAUCCACCGUGCCGUAGAAGUUGUUUGCAUAUGUUUGAUUUCUUUUGUUGUGUGUUUCAAUGUUUGCAUUAUUUCCUAUAAUUCCAAACAGUAUAUUAGAUAUUAAACUCCUAUAAUUCCAAACAAUAUAUAAUUUGUAUGUACUUAGUAUGUAUUUAGUUGUAAUAUAUGGAAAUAAAAUAUGUGUUCUGAUAUAUAAUAUUUGUGGGGCUUAAAUGCACUUUUGGUCCCCCUAUUUUCAAAGAAAUGAAGUUUUGGUCCCCCAA
This is a messenger RNA of Trifolium pratense (red clover), 1530 nucleotides long. Its product is annotated as S-adenosyl-L-methionine:benzoic acid/salicylic acid carboxyl methyltransferase 3-like. The transcript is spliced from 4 exons. Gene Ontology annotation, molecular function: S-adenosylmethionine-dependent methyltransferase activity. Gene Ontology annotation, biological process: methylation. Lineage: Eukaryota; Viridiplantae; Streptophyta; Magnoliopsida; Fabales; Fabaceae. Bases 67 to 1185 code for a protein of 372 amino acids. The record is from RefSeq and is a predicted model, not a curated record.